ACCUUCAGCGCACGCGGUUCCUGUGUUGGUAAAGCCGGAUACCGGAAACAGUUAUUUUAAAGUGAUUUUAAUAUUUACGUUUUUAUCUGGAGUUUUUCAAAUGUCUGUCCUGGUAUCAGAUGAACGCGGCUGGCUGCUGGACGCAUGGUCUUUCAUAAACGAAGGAUUUCAGCGGUGUUACAGUGUGAACAAGGGACACUUGAGGUGCGAGUUCAAAAAGCAGUACUUUGCUAUAGUGAAGCCUCAUCUAGUGAGCAAGUCCAGGAAUGAUUGUGCUCAGACAAACACAGAGAGCCAGGCGGCUGCCAGAACCGGGAUAAACACACGAAAGAAGAGGAAGCGUCAACGGAGUGAGCUGAAUCAGGGGGAGUUAGAUGCUGAAGUGUACCAUAAAAAGGUCAGGUUGUUGGUUCUGGAGGGCAUUCGUUCUCUACUGGAAGCUGGGCAUCACUGUGGUUAUCUGACAGAAGAUUUACUUACAGUGCCAACUAAACAAAUGCCUGUUCAUGAGUGUCAGCUGGCUGCACUAUGUGACAUGGCCAAGCAGCUGCUGAAAAUGGAGAAUUCUGAUGCCCCAUAUGUACAGGCUGUUAAUGGCCAUGCAGACUUGGAUGCACACCUUGAUUUGUUCUCAUGCCUCACAGAAAAUCCAGAUGACUGUGCCCGUGAGGUAACCCUAAUGGGGGAGACAUAUUUCCUGCCUCCUCGCAGCCGUUUUCUGUUGUCUGACAUCACGUGUUUACAACCCCUUAUCUGCAGUGGAGACAAAUAUGACUUAAUUGUUAUUGAUCCACCGUGGGAAAAUAAAUCUGUGAAAAGAAGCAGUAGAUACAGUUUUCUGCCAUCCUCUCAACUCAAACAACUUCCUGUGUCAGUGUUGAGUGCAGCAGGAUGUAUGGUGGUUACUUGGGUAACCAACCGUCCCCGCCAUCUCCGGUUCAUCAGGGAGGAACUCUAUCCUCACUGGGGCGUGAAACUGCUUGCAGAGUGGUUCUGGGUGAAGGUGACCCGGAAAGGGGAGCUCGUUUUCCCCCUGGAUUCGCCACACAAGAAACCUUAUGAAGUGUUAUUACUUGGAAGGUUCUGUGAUAACAGUGACAGCACAGCUAGAUCUGAUGUGCGCGAGAUCCCAGAUCAACGGCUCAUAAUUAGCAUUCCCUCAGCACUGCACUCUCAGAAGCCAGCUCUAUCAGCUGUGCUGAAGCCAUACAUUAGGCCUCAUGCUAAGUGUCUGGAAAUGUUUGCUCGAAGUCUCCAGCCUGAUUGGACAAGCUGGGGAAACGAAGUCAUCAAAUUCCAACACCACAGCUAUUUUACCACUGAGAGUAGUGUGUGUGCAUGUGACACAUUUACGCAUACUACAGAUGCAGAUCAACAGGUAGAUACUAGACAUAUGGAGAAAUCUGCCUGUCUGUGAACCGAAGAACAAUUUUAGAAACAUAAAUCACGUAAUAUUUAUUUUUUUCGUAAUGGAAAACAGCAUUUGAUAUUAAACAAGUUUUGUACAAUA
Messenger RNA from Neoarius graeffei (lesser salmon catfish), 1510 nucleotides. It is a transcript of the gene mettl4, whose product is annotated as methyltransferase 4, N6-adenosine. Gene Ontology annotation, molecular function: nucleic acid binding; RNA methyltransferase activity; site-specific DNA-methyltransferase (adenine-specific) activity. NCBI's taxonomy places the organism in Eukaryota, Metazoa, Chordata, Actinopteri, Siluriformes, Ariidae. The record is from RefSeq and is a predicted model, not a curated record. Bases 101 to 1417 code for a protein of 438 amino acids. Gene Ontology annotation, cellular component: cytosol; nucleus; RNA N6-methyladenosine methyltransferase complex. The transcript has 8 exons.